Molecule: messenger RNA, 762 nt
Organism: Dendronephthya gigantea
Lineage: Eukaryota; Metazoa; Cnidaria; Anthozoa; Malacalcyonacea; Nephtheidae
Exons: 2
Coding region: 179-697 (172 amino acids)
Source: RefSeq, a predicted model, not a curated record
GAAUCAUUUCUGUCUGUAUUAAGCUUGAGCAAACAUUAAAAGUCGGUUUAAUUAAAACAGCAAAUAUUCGACAGUCGCCUAAUCUUCUUUAGCUUAGAAACAAAUAGAACAGGCACCAUUAUUCUGCGGCAGGUUGCGUCUUAUGACUUGAGCGAUGUGAAACUAGACUGCCUAGCACAUGAUGUUUAUCAAAAUACGCUACGGCGAUGAUGAAUUGCUGUUGUGUAACCCACAAUGCAGUAUUAAUAAUCUUCUUGACAGCAUUAGAGCCCGCUGUGGCUUGAACACUGCUGGGAAAAUACUGGAUCUCUCAGACGAAUCAGGGUUGGUUUUACGGUUAAAUGAUCAUCGGGAAGAAUAUGCAGACAUUUAUCUUAAAAAAUAUUCCUCGUAUAUAUUGAUUGAGAAACUGGAAACUAACCCGCCACCUGCGGACGAAGUGCCCGUCUUUGAAAAUCAUCCAAACAUCCCCGUGAUCAACUAUGUUCCCCUCCUUGAUAAUUGUUCAACCCUUUUGCCAAAGUUUAAACUUCGUGUCGUCAUGGAUACUGCGGGUCAGCACACCCGCCGCAACGCCAAAAGUCCUCGGCCUUCAAGCCGUGGUGCUGCUCAUCACAGUCAUGUGACCACAAAAACACCAAAUAAAAAGAAGAGGCACGCUUCGAAGACAAAGACACCGAAAGACAACACAAGAUGAUUAGGGUCAGCAAGGAGGAAUUUCGUUUUGAACUAAUCGCCAUAUUUGUUUACAUUUUAUAGGCA